Messenger RNA from Peromyscus eremicus (cactus mouse), 3007 nucleotides. It is a transcript of the gene Gpatch1, whose product is annotated as G-patch domain containing 1. Gene Ontology annotation, cellular component: nucleus. Lineage: Eukaryota; Metazoa; Chordata; Mammalia; Rodentia; Cricetidae. Bases 1 to 2781 code for a protein of 926 amino acids. Gene Ontology annotation, molecular function: RNA binding. Gene Ontology annotation, biological process: mRNA processing. The transcript has 20 exons. The record is from RefSeq and is a predicted model, not a curated record.
AUGGCGGCUCUGGACAGUGACAGCGAUGAGGACCUGGUCAGCUAUGGGACGGGCCUGGAGCCUCUGGAGGAAGGUGAAAGACCAAAGAAACCCAUUCCUCUUCAGGACCAGACUGUCAGGGAUGAGAAAGGAAGGUAUAAGCGCUUUCAUGGCGCCUUUAGUGGCGGCUUCUCUGCAGGAUACUUCAAUACUGUUGGCUCAAAGGAAGGAUGGACACCCUCUACCUUUGUGUCUUCAAGACAGAACAGGGCCGACAAGUCUGUCCUUGGACCUGAAGAUUUUAUGGAUGAAGAGGAUCUUAGUGAAUUCGGGAUAGCACCUAAAGCUAUCGUUACCACAGAUGAUUUUGCUUCCAAAACCAAAGACAGAAUACGGGAGAAAGCCAGGCAACUGGCAGCCGCUGCGGCCCCUAUUCCUGGAGCCACGCUGCUUGAUGAUCUCAUCACGUCGGCAAAAAUGUCUGUUGGCUUUAAACUGCUAAGGAAAAUGGGCUGGAAGGAGGGACAAGGAGUCGGCCCCCGGGUGAAGAGAAAGCCGCGCAGACAGAAACUAGAUCCUGGUGUUAAGAUCUAUGGCUGUGCGUUGCCGCCUGGAGGCUCUGAAGGGUCUGAGGACGAAGAUGAUGACUACCUGCCCGACAACGUGACUUUUGCUCCUAAAGACAUCAUGCCUGUGGAUUUGACACCUAAAGAUAAUGUACACGGGCUGGCCUACAAGGGCCUGGACCCCCGCCAAGCACUGUUUGGAACACCAGGAGAACAUCUGAAUCUUUUUGGUGGACCAUCUGAGGGGACCAGCCAUCUUCUUGAAGAUGUUAGAUUGAGUAAAGGAAGAAAAUUGGGCAUUUCUGGCCAGGCUUUUGGUGUAGGCGCUCUGGAAGAGGAGGAUGAUGACAUCUACGCCACAGAAACUCUAUCCAAGUAUGACACUGUAUUGAAGGAUGAGGAGCCUGGGGAUGGCCUCUAUGGCUGGACAGCUCCCAAGCUCUACAAGAAUCAGAAAGAACCAGAGAGAGAUCUUCGAUAUGUUGGCAAAAUUUUGGAAGGAUUUUCCUUGGCUUCUAAACCUCUAUCUUCAAAGAAAAUUUAUCCACCCCCUCAGUUGCCCAGAGACUAUCGACCGGUGCAUUAUUUCAGACCUGUGGUCGCCGCAACAUGCGACAAUGCUCACUUACUUCAGGUGUUAUCACAGUCGUCUGGGAAAGCAGGACAGGACUCGGGGACGCACAGUCGGCAUCAGCUCAAUGCCUCCAAGCGGGGGGAGCUGCUAGGAGAGACGCCUGUUCAAGGAUCAGCUACUUCAGUGUUGGAGUUUCUGUCCCAGAAAGACAAGGAAAGAAUUAAAGAAACGAAGCAGGCAGCUGACCUGAAAGCGGCUCAAGCCAAGGCCAGGAGUCUGGCCCAGACCGCCUCCAGCCGCAGAGAACAGACCUCCACGCCAGACCUUGCCUACAGCUCACGGCAUCUGGCCCCGGGCAGUGGGACCGCCACCACAAGGGCCAGCAACUUCAAGCCUUUUGCCAAAGAUCCAGAGAAGCAGAGGCGAUACGAAGAGUUCUUGGUACACAUGAAGAAGGGUCAGAAAGAUGCUCUGGAACGAUGCCUGGACCCCAGCAUGACGGAGUGGGAGCGAAGCCGUGAGCGGGAAGAGUUCGCUCGGGCGGCCCAGCUCUACGUGUCAUCCCACUCCACCCUCUCCUCCAGGUUCACUCACGCCAAGGAGGAGGACGACUCGGAUCAGGUUGAAGUUCCUCGAGAUCAAGAGAAUGACGUCAGUGACAAGCAGUCAGCUGUGAAGAUGAAGAUGUUUGGGAAGCUCACCCGAGACACGUUUGAGUGGCACCCUGACAAGCUUCUGUGUAAGAGAUUUAAUGUCCCUGACCCUUAUCCAGGCUCGACGUUAGUCGGCUUACCCAGAGUGAAGCGGGAUAAAUACUCAGUCUUCAACUUCCUGACGCUCCCGGAGCCAGCCCCUCCGCCCACAGCGCCAGCACCCAGUGAAAAAGCCGCACAGCAACGCGGUUCUGACAAAUCCAGGAAACCAUCACGAUGGGACACAUCCAAGCAGGAGAAGAAGGAUGAUUCCAUUAGUGAGUUUUUAAGUCAGGCUAGAUCAAAAGCUGGGCCACCGAGACAAGAACCCAGCGCCCCGGGAAACAAAGAGGAAGACCAGGCCCCGGAGCCACACCCAGACAAGACUGUAGACAAAGGUGUGGACGCACAGACGGACGGGGAAGGUAGUCGCCCUUCCAUGGAUUUAUUCAAGGCCAUCUUCGCCAGUUCUUCUGAUGAGAAGUCCUCCUCCUCAGAAGAGGAGCAAGACGACAGUGAAGAGAGUCAGGAGCACACUGAGGAGACCAGCUUUAAAAGUGCCCAGGAGGCUGCCGCUGGGGAGACCUCUGUGACCCAUGCUGCUGAGCCGAAGCCUUGUGAGCCUGCAACCCCCUUCCCCAUCCAAAAGGUACAGAUCGAUGAACGAGAAGAGUUUGGACCUCGGCUGCCUCCCGUCUUCUGCCCCAAUACUCGCCAGAAACUUGAGACACCUCAAAAAGAGAAACCUAAGAAGAGCAAAGAAAAACACAAGGCCAAGAAGGAACACAGACGAAAGAAAGAGAAAAAGAAGAAACACAAGAAGCACAGACACAGAAGUAAGCAAAAAAGUAAGAAGCUGGAGAAGAGCAGCAGUUCUGACAGCAGCGACAGCGAGGACGGGGGCGCCGCAGACCUGUCCCCCCAGGAGCUGCUGAGACGACUGAAGUGUCUCCCCCUGAGGAGGCAGUAAUGCAGCCCUGCCCUGGCCUGUCUUAGUCUGGAGUCUCCCCCGUGAUGGAAGUCUGUAUUUUCCCCGCUCACACAUUGUACAGAUUGUAUUUAUAUGUCAAUUCCUGCUGUAAAAUAAUUUUUUAAACCUUGACAUUUCACAGAUUGCAACCACAGAAAGGUUGCAGAAAUUGAUUUCUAUUUUUAAUGUCAGUUCAUGUUAUAGGGUAAAAAGACAGUUUAAUUAA